AUGCCUGCUCCUGUUUCUCUCGGAUCCUACUCCUACGUCCAGGAGACGAAGGAAAACCUUGAUUGGGCCGAGCUCGUCACUCUUGAUCUCUCGCUGUACGACACUCCAGGGGGCAAGAAGGAGUUGGCUAGUUUCCUUCUCAAGGCUCUUCGCGAGAAGGGCUUUUUCUACGUGAAGAACUUUAAUAUCUCCCAGGAAGCCGUCAACCGCCAGUUCGCUCUUGGAAAGGAGUUCUACGAGCUUCCCCUUGAAGAGAAACUCAAGUACGUACCCGAAGGUCUUGAUGACGGGAAGUUCAACGGAUAUGUUCCCGCUGGGCGCCGUGUCGUGGACGCAGCUUCGGGUCUCAGAGAUCGCGUUGAGGUCUACAACAUCCCAAAAUUCAACGGCUCCUUCAAGCACGAACACCCUGAGCUCCUGAAGGAACACAUCCAGGAGAUUGAGACUUUUGCUAGGUCCCUUCACACUGAAGUUUUGGACCGUCUCCAUGUACUUCUUGCCAUCGCUCUUGAGCUACCAGAAGAUUAUUUCAUCAACAUCCACCAAUACGAAGUGAAGAGCGAGGAUCACCUUCGUUAUAUGAAGUACAGCAAGUACACACCGGAGGAGAAUGAGAAAAUCGGCAACGUCUGGGUUCGUGGUCACACCGACCUCGGGAGUUUCACCCUCCUCUUCCGUCAGCCCGUCGCCGCGCUCCAGAUCAGGGACCCGGUCCACAACGAGUGGAAGUGGGUCAAGCCGCAAGACGCCACCUUGACCGUGAACGCCUGUGAUGCUCUCUCGUUCUUGACCGGCGGCUAUGUGAAGAGCACCAUUCAUCGUGUUGUAGCUCCUCCCAAGGACCAGCAGCACGUCGACCGUCUCGGAUUGCUCUACUUCUCUCGGCCCCAUAACGAUGUCGUCCUGAGAACUGCCAAUGAGUCUCCUGUGCUGCAGCGAGCGGGUUACACCCAGAACUCGUUCGAGAAGUCUGGAAACCAUGUCCCAACCUCCGAAGAAUGGACAUUCGCCAAGCAGAAGUGGCAGCGCACCAAGAACGUCCCGACGAACGACCCAAAGCACGGCACUGCCGUCAUCCUCCCGGGCUUCCAGGAGCAACUUUACGCCUGA
Heterobasidion irregulare TC 32-1 is the source of this 1110-nucleotide messenger RNA. RefSeq lists its product as uncharacterized. The transcript is spliced from 12 exons. The coding region runs from base 1 to 1110 and encodes 369 amino acids. The record is from RefSeq and is a predicted model, not a curated record. NCBI's taxonomy places the organism in Eukaryota, Fungi, Basidiomycota, Agaricomycetes, Russulales, Bondarzewiaceae. Gene Ontology annotation, molecular function: dioxygenase activity.